UAGUAUAUUCAGAUGAAUGUAAUAUUGUAGUUGUUAAUCUCUGUCUUGGUUAGUGUGAAGAGGACAUUAGUGUUGAGUGUUGUGAUGAGUGUUACCCAGGCUUUUCACACCCCGCUUCUCCUCAUGUGUCUCAGUUCUGACAUAACGUGGCAGCAACCGUGACUAACUUCUUUGAUACUUGUAUUGGUAAUGGUCGACCCGCUGAAGGUGUUUUGGGUGUUAACCAAUAGCACCUACUUAGUGACGAAGUUCAUCCGCAUUGGCAUCGCCGACAAGAAUGACAACCCGCCGUAUUUCGACAAGGCGCUGUACGAGGCUGAGGUUGAUGAGAACGAGGACAUCCAACACACCGUACUCACCGUCACCGCCAAGGACCACGACGAAUCCUCCCGUAUUCGAUAUGAGAUCACAAGCGGGAACAUAGGAGGAGCUUUUGCAGUCAAGAACAUGACUGGCGCCAUCUACGUAGCAGGCGCACUGGACUACGAGACGAGAAAGAGGUACGAGCUGCGACUGGCGGCCUCUGACAACCUGAAGGAGAAUUACACCACAGUGGUGAUCCACGUGAAGGACGUGAACGACAACCCACCGGUCUUCGAGCGACCAACAUAUCGCACUCAGAUCACGGAGGAGGACGACAGAAAUCUUCCGAAGCGAGUUCUGCAGGUGACAGCAACAGAUGGUGACAAGGAUCGACCACAGAACAUCGUAUACUUCCUAACGGGUCAGGGCAUCGAUGCUGAUAACCCUUCGAACAGCAAGUUUGAUAUCAACCGGACAACAGGCCUGAUCUUUGUUCUGAAGCCUCUGGACCGAGAUCAACCCAAUGGCCGACCACAGUGGAGGUUCACAGUAUUUGCUCAGGAUGAGGGUGGAGAAGGGCUUGUCGGCUACGCAGAUGUGCAAGUUAACCUCAAGGACAUCAAUGACAAUGCACCCAUUUUCCCGCAAGGAAUUUAUUUUGGAAAUGUUACAGAAAAUGGCACAGCAGGAAUGGUGGUCAUGACCAUGACAGCGGUGGACUAUGAUGACCCCAAUGAAAGCACCAAUGCCAGACUCAUCUACUCCAUAGAGAAAAAUGUAAUCGAAGAAGAAACAGGCUCGCCAAUCUUUGAGAUUGAAUCAGAAACUGGAGUGAUCAAGACUGCAGUAUGCUGCUUAGAUCGAGAAAGAACGCCAGAUUACUCCAUACAAGUCGUAGCUAUGGAUGGAGGUGGCCUCAAAGGAACUGGAACAGCAUCAAUCCGUGUGAAGGAUAUAAAUGACAUGCCUCCACAGUUCACAAAAGAUGAAUGGUUCACAGAAGUUGAUGAAACAGAUGGAACAAAUUUACCAGAGCCGCCAAUUCUUACUGUUACUGUUCAUGAUGAAGAUGAAACAAACAAGUUUCAGUACAAGGUGAUAGAGAACAGUGGAUAUGGUGCUGACAAAUUCACCAUGGUAAGAAAUGGUGAUGGGACGGGUUCUCUGAAGAUCGUGCAGCCUCUGGAUUAUGAAGACCAACUCCAAAGUAAUGGCUUUAGGUUCAGGAUACAGGUCAAUGACAAAGGUGAAGAUAAUGACAAUGACAAAUACCACGUGGCCUACUCAUGGGUGGUAGUGAAGCUGCGAGAUAUCAAUGACAACAAACCACAGUUUGAGCGCCCCAACAUAGAGGUUUCAGUAUAUGAGAACGCAGAAGUAGGGAAGAGUCUGGAGACCUUCAAGGCAACUGAUCCAGACCAAGGUGGAAAGAGCAAAGUGAAAUAUGCCAUUGAUCGCACUUCAGAUCGAAAACGCCAAUUCUCUAUCAAUCAAGAAGGAACAGUCUCCAUCCAGCGUAACCUGGACCGCGAAGAGACACCUCGACAUCAGGUGAAAGUGCUUGCCAUCGAUGACGGUGUUCCACCAAAGACGGCCACAGCCACGCUUACUGUGAUUGUACAGGAUAUUAAUGAUAAUGCACCAACAUUCCUGAAGGAUUACCACCCAGUUCUUCCUGAACAUGUGCCCCCCAGGAAAGUGGUGGAGAUUUUAGCAACUGAUGAUGAUGACAGAUCAAAAAGCAAUGGACCACCUUUCACAUUCAGGAUGGAUCCUAAUGCAGAUGACAUCAUCAGAGCCUCAUUCAAAGUUGAACAUGACCAGAAGGGAGCUAAUGGAGAUGGAAUGGCUGUUGUAACUUCCCUCCGAUCAUUCGAUCGUGAACAACAAAAAGAGUAUCUCAUCCCUAUUGUAAUCAAGGAUUCAGGAAACCCUGCAAUGUCGGGCACUAGCACUCUGACCGUGGUCAUCGGUGAUGUUAAUGACAAUAAGAUGCAGCCUGGCACCAAAGACAUAUUUGUUUAUAACUAUAUGGGUCAAGCACCAGACACAGAAAUUGGGCGUGUUUACGUGUAUGAUCUAGAUGACUGGGAUCUGCCAGACAAGAAGUUCUACUGGGAAGGAGCUGAGCAUCCUCGCUUCAAGCUGAACGAGGAUUCGGGCAUGAUCACAAUGAGGCAUGGCACUCACGAUGGCCGGUAUCAUCUGAAAUUCAAAGUAUAUGACCGCAAACACACCCAGACAGAUGUACCAGCCAAUGUGACAGUAACAGUGCGAGAGAUUCCUCAUGAAGCUGUGGUUAAUUCUGGCUCAGUGCGCAUUUCAGGACUCACUGAUGAGGAUUUUAUUAGGGUCUGGAAUUAUCGGUCACAAAGCCUGCAACGCAGCAAGGCAGACCGUUUCCGAGACCAGCUGGCUGACCUACUCAACACGGAGAGAGAAAAUGUAGAUGUGUUCAGUGUACAGUUACGCCGGAAACAUCCGCCUGUGACAGACAUUCGAUUUUCUGCUCAUGGUUCCCCCUACUUUAAACCAGUUCGACUCAAUGGCCUUGUUUUAAUGCACAGAGAAGAAAUUGAGAAGGAUGUCGGUAUCAACAUCACAAUGGUUGGUGUUGAUGAGUGCCUGUAUGAGAACCAGAUGUGUGAGGGAAGUUGUACCAACACACUGGACAUCAGCCCUCUGCCGUACAUGGUUAAUGCCAAUAAAACCUCAUUGGUUGGGGUGCGAGUUGAUGUGAUUGCUGAGUGCACAUGUGGAGCUCGUAACUUUACGAAAAGCGAGUCUUGUCGCACUAAUCCUUGUUAUAAUGGAGGACGAUGUAUUGAAGGGAGAUAUGGCCUUAGUUGUUCAUGUCCGACUGGCUACAAUGGCCCUCGGUGUCAGCAGACUUCACGGAGUUUCCGCGGCAGUGGUUGGGCAUGGUAUCCACCACUUGACAUGUGUGACAACUCUCAUCUUAGUUUAGAAUUCAUAACAAGAAAAGCAGAUGGCAUGCUACUUUACAAUGGACCAAUAGUACCUCCAGAAACAGAUGAAGUCCUGGUUUCAGAUUUUAUCUCUUUGGAACUGGAGAGAGGCAUGCCUAGGUUGCUAAUAGAUUUUGGUUCUGGAACUCUGGAAUUGCGAGUGAAAACGAAAAAAUCCCUGGAUGAUGGUGAAUGGCAUAGAAUUGAUGUCUUCUGGGAUACAGAGAAUGUUCGACUAGUUGUCGACUACUGUAAGUCUGCAGACGUGGCUGAGUUGGAGGAUGGAACACCCCCUGAAUUUGAUGACUCAAGUUGUCAGGCACAUGAUACUGUGCCACCUUUCAAUGAGUAUCUCAAUGUGAAUGCCCCAUUGCAACUUGGAGGACUUUAUGUUGAACAAUUUGACCCUACACAUUAUCACUGGCAGUACAUGCCUGUGGGCAAAGGCUUUGAUGGUUGUAUAAAGAAUGUAUUCCAUAAUAGCAAGCUUUAUGACUUAGCAAAUCCAGGCCUUACCCGGAACAGUAUGGCAGGCUGCCCACAGACGGAAGAUUUGUGCAACACACAGGAUUCAACAUUCCGGUGCUGGGAGCAUGGCAUGUGUGUGGGUAGCUUCUCUGAAUCAUACUGUCAGUGCAACCCAGGUUGGACUGGUCCAGGCUGCAUCACUCCUACAGUCCCCACAACAUUCAAACCUCAAAGCUACGUCAAGUAUGCGCUGUCCUUUGAACCUGAUCGCUUUUCCACGCAAAUACAAUUACGCUUCCGGACAAGAGAGGAGCAUGGUGAAUUGUUCAGAGUCAGUGAUCAACACAAUCGGGAAUAUGGAAUUCUUGAGAUCAAAGACAGUCGGCUUCAUUUCCGUUACAACCUAAAUAGUCUGCGGACAGAAGAGAAAGAUAUCUGGUUGAGUGCCAUAACUGUAGGUGACGGACAGUGGCACACAGCUAGGGUUUCAAGGUAUGGUUCUGCAGCAAGUCUGGAACUAGAUGGGGGUGAAGGGCGAAGGUAUAAUGAAACAUUCCAGUUUGAGGGUCAUCAGUGGCUCCUUGUGGACAAGCAGGAAGGGGUCUAUGCUGGUGGGAAAGCUGAGUACACUGGUGUCCGUACAUUUGAGGUCUACGCAGAUUAUCAAAAAGGCUGUCUGGAUGAUGUAAGACUAGAAGGGAAGCAUCUUCCUCUGCCCCCUGCAAUGAAUGGAACGCAGUGGGGACAAGCCACAAUGGCACGCAACUUGGAACGGCACUGUCCUUCUAACAAACCCUGUGCCAAUGUCAUAUGUUCUGAUCCUUUCGAAUGUGUUGACCUUUGGAAUGAAUAUGAGUGCACCUGUGGAGAGGGUCGGAUCGUAGCUCCUGAUGGAAAAGGCUGUACAGACAAGAAUGAGUGUCUCGAGGGCCCAUGUCUGAAUGGGGGCACAUGCAUCAACGAGGAUCCUCAGCUGCGUUACCGUUGCGUGUGCCCCGAGGGCUUCUGGGGGGAGAACUGCGAAUUGCUUCAAGAGGGCCAGACACUCAAACUCAGUAUGGGUGCACUUGCAGCCAUCUUGGUUUGCCUGCUCAUCAUCCUUAUCCUGGUACUGGUGUUUGUUGUGUACAACCGUCGACGUGAAGCGCACAUCAAAUACCCAGGACCAGAUGAUGAUGUGCGUGAGAACAUUAUCAAUUACGAUGACGAAGGUGGUGGUGAGGAUGACAUGACAGCUUUUGAUAUUACACCACUGCAGAUUCCCAUUGGUGGCCCAGUGCCUGAACUGCCUGCUAAAUUAUCCUUUCCUCCAAUGGGUCCUGAACCUAAUGUGGGUGUCUUCAUUGAGGAGCACAAGAAACGAGCUGAUGCCGAUCCAAAUGCUCCUCCUUUUGAUGAUCUCCGAAAUUAUGCAUAUGAAGGAGGUGGCAGCACUGCUGGUUCCCUUUCUUCUCUGGCCUCAGGAACCGAUGACAACGAGCAAGACUUUGACUAUCUUGGAGCAUGGGGACCACGGUUCGACAAGUUGGCAGACAUGUAUGGACAGGAGGGGGAGGAGAGUGAGGAAGAGCAGUAGGAAGAUCAAGAAAGAAGAGCUCCGUGUUUUAGGUUCCCCUCGAAUUACACAGCAUAUACACAUACACACAUAUACUUGUAGAAUCCCAUACACUUUUGUAUGGUGAGUGAGAACCCUGCAGUUUUGUGUGGUCAAGAGAAGAGGCAAGGAAUUGGCACUAACAUGAUCUCAUACCUGCACUCCAAAAAUCUUCAGCAGCACCUGUUCAUUCCCUCUUUUUGUGCCAGUCAUUACCUUGUCUCCAGAUGUGACGACUUAAUAUCUUCUACUUAACAGCAUACAGUACUGAUAUUAUAUGAACCUCUCACUAUCCAGAGGUAAUUCCUCUGUUUCACCCACAUCCUCUCAUCAUUCAUGAAACAUAUAGGUUACCAACCUUGGAAACAACCGCUUCACUAGUGCUGCAUCUCUCUUGUCUGUCAUUGUUAAAAGGGCUGCAGUGUCAGUGCCAUGCAUUUUUUAAGAAAAUGCUUGUUUUCUAGGUGGAGUACCUAUAUUGUCUGUGGGCCUUAAACACUGGGGUUGAACAAAUACACUUAGAAAAGGAAUUAAGACUGUUAAAUGACUCAUCGUAAUCAUGGUGUCAUGUGUCAUACUGUGUUCUUGGGUAUAAGAUGAGCAUAAUGCCAGUAUUUACUAUAGCAUCGUAAUUCUCACAAGUCAGGAAACUGUUUUCAGUGUACUGUACAUAGCUGAUAUACUUAGCAUAGCUAUCUCAAAUACUCAUGAAAAUCACAUCCCGUAGACUUAUAAUGUAAAUAGAUUGUCGAUAUUGUGUUGUAAUAUUUGAAAGCAUUUUGCACAUAAUGAUAAUCAACAACCGCCAAGUUCACAUUUCUCACUUAGUUGGGAGUGCAUGAAUCAGGUCGACGUAUGUCUCACACCACGAGGCUGUCGUGCUCAUCUGUCCUCAAAGGCCGCAGUUUUAACUCGGAGUUUUAUGUUAUGUGCUUGUAAGGUUUGCACUUGUUCCUGAUUGGUUGAGUGCAUGUGUGCACCUCUAGUAUGAAUGUGCAAAACUCGAUUUAUCCAGCAUGUGAAGGUAAUUCGCAUAGCAUAGGAUUAGUUCUGAAUGAAGAAUAUUUGAGUAUGUAAACUGAGUGUCAGUAUGCAAGUUAAAUACAAAUCAAAACAGUAGUCUGUAUUCUUUAUAUUUAUUUUUUUUCAUCCCUGCCUCGUUUGACAAGGGUUAGUGCCAAUAAUCAAGGAAAUAUAUAGAUCAUAAAUAAAAAAGUGAUGGUAAAAAUUUGCGUCAAUGUGUCACAUUCGUGUACUGACUUGUAGAGUUAGGAAAUAAUUUUAAGAAAUACGAAUAAGAUACUUUACCAUAUGUUUGUCAUGUUCUGAAACUUUGCUGUAAUUACCCCUUUUUUAAUUUAUGGACUGUGUCAAGUGAUUAUUACCAAUAUUAAUUUGUAUGUGUUACUCAUGAAUGAUGUUGUACUUUCUGUGUGUUUGGUUGAAUGCAUGUUUUGAGUAUUUGAAAAUAAUAAUUUGGCUACUAGAUACCAACUUAGCUUGAUGACCUCAUUUUAUGUUGUGGCUAGCUUAGUGUUCUUUGAGUAUUGUAUUGAUUUCCUGGCAGCUUCAUCUCUUUGCCAUGUUAAGAAUAAUUCUUCAUGGUUCAAUAUUUUGUCAGCAAGUGUACUAGUUUCUUAUAAAUGAUAUUCAGUAUUACGUUUGAUUGUUUGAAUCCUAAGCCAGAAUGGUGUAUACUUCUUGCCAUGAAAAAGCUUUUUGGAGGAAAAGAAGAAAUUCAUUUUAGAUCUGUUCCAAACAUUCCAAAAAGUGUUUAAAUUUGUGUAUGAAGUCACAGUGUGGAACCCAAGUGCAGUGAGUAAGCAAUCAGCACUCACACAAGCCUCCAGGAUAUUUGUGUCAGCCUGAAAAACUACCAAGAGGAGUGAAACGGAAAGGACGAUACUUGGACCGAUAUUUGUAACUGCUCAAAAUCCAGUGUACAGUACAUCCCUUUCCCAUAUGUUUGACUCUUUAUCGUUCGCAUGAAAGUAGUUAAAGUCGCGGCAGAUACUGUGGGAAAACUUGGUAUCUUCAGUAUUUGGUAUUCUCACAUAAUUACAUCCCAGUGACAUAGUACUGUUGUUAGUUUCAACUCAUUAUAACAAAUCUUUCACUAUAUUUUCUCAGAGUAUUUAUAAAGCUGCAUAUAAACACUGAGAUUCCUUUAGCCAUAGAAUGUUACAACACCUACUUCAUGACCUUGCUAUUUAUAUGUAAGCAAUUUUAGCAAUAUUUUUACUGGACAUUAGUAUCAAAAUUGUUCAAUAUAUUAUGAACUCAAGUUCUGGGUAUCUUUUGGAUGAACUGUAGCAAAUCAGAGCACUGUUUUUGAUUGUAUGUCAAUAUUGCUCAAUAAACAAAUGCCUGAAGUACCAUGCUUCUUGCAUUACAUGGCAGGGGUAUUGGGGAAUUUCGGCAUAUAAAACAUUACAUUGUGAGAGUUGCAAGAUUUGUGAGUGUCUGUCCCUUGUAACCAAUUUUCUAGGCUGUGGUCCACAAUGAUAAGAAAUAAGAAAAUGGUGUAUAUGGUUAAUUUCUUAUCCUUGAUUCAUUGUGAAUGGAGCCUCGAUGCAUACAGACUAAUACACAGGAACACUCCACCCCUCCUCACCCCACACAGGCUCUGUAUCACUGCCAUCUAGAAUGUAAAUGUCAUGUGUACAUGUGUUGUAUUUUGUUUGAAGUGCGAACCAAGUUGAUGAUGAAUCCCAGUGAACAGUCAUUCACAUUCUCCAUUUAAUUAGAGUGAGUGUUUUCUGAUAUUAUCUGUCAUGUUUAGUUAUAUAAAGAAAAUUUGGUUCAA
Molecule: messenger RNA, 8140 nt
Organism: Zootermopsis nevadensis
Lineage: Eukaryota; Metazoa; Arthropoda; Insecta; Blattodea; Termopsidae
Gene: CadN
Product: neural cadherin
Biological process (GO): cell morphogenesis; calcium-dependent cell-cell adhesion; cell-cell junction assembly
Cellular component (GO): adherens junction; plasma membrane; catenin complex
Molecular function (GO): cadherin binding; beta-catenin binding; calcium ion binding
Source: RefSeq, a predicted model, not a curated record